Messenger RNA from Colletotrichum phormii, 1718 nucleotides. RefSeq lists its product as uncharacterized. Gene Ontology annotation, molecular function: oxidoreductase activity; zinc ion binding. Bases 85 to 1233 code for a protein of 382 amino acids. The transcript has 2 exons. The record is from RefSeq and is a predicted model, not a curated record. Lineage: Eukaryota; Fungi; Ascomycota; Sordariomycetes; Glomerellales; Glomerellaceae.
ACCAUCGUCACGCACGCCAUAGAAUCGCAUAGUCGCCUCAUACACACAACUAUUUCGAGCAUCGACGCUCUUUGACACCUAACAAUGUCACUCAAUCUCUCCUGGCCAGCCGCAACCAUGCGCGCAGUUGUUUACCAUGGCACGCCUUUCGAAAUGAUGGUACAAGAUGUCGCCAAGCCAGCCAUCCUGAACGAGACGGAUGUCGUUGUGCGGGUGACCACCUCGGCCGUAUGCGGAUCCGACUUGCACAUCUAUCGCGGCUACAUGGGCGGUGCGGUGCCAUGGACAAUGGGCCACGAGGCCGUCGGCUACAUCUCGGAGAUUGGCGACGCCGUGUCCUCCUUCGCCGUUGGGGACUAUGUCAUCAUUCCCGACACCGUGUCUGAGGAUCAUCUGGAGAUGGAGCCGAGGUCGAAGGAAUACUUCGGCUUCGGGAAUAGUGAGAUGGGUCUAGGCGGUCUGCAAGCUGAAUACGCGAGGGUCCCUUUCGCUGAAGCCAACCUGAUCCCCAUCCCAUUGACUCACGAAACCGCCAAUUCGACGAUCGAGCGCGACUACCUGACCGUUUCGGACAUCUUCGCUACGGGAUGGGCCGGCAUCGACUACACCGGAUUCGAACCCGGCGAUUCCGUCGCCGUUUUCGGGGCGGGUCCCGUUGGGUUGCUUUCUGCCUACUCGGCCAUUUUGCGUGGAGCGUCCAAGGUCUACGUCGUCGACCAUGUCAAGGACCGCCUCGAUCUCGCCGCUUCCAUCGGCGCCAUCCCGAUCAACUUUGCUGACGAAGACCCCGUCGCCCAGAUUCUGGCUCGCGAGCCGGACGGGGUCAUGCGCACUGUAGACUGUGUCGGCAUGGAGGCGUUGAACUCGAGCCUUGAGAUGGACGAGAGCAUUAUCACACAACAGAUGAUUGAGGUGGCGCAUUUCAAAGGAGGCCUGGGCCAACUGGGCGUGUAUAGUUCGCAGGACGAUUUGCCUGGCGCACCGUACGGCAGCGACAUCUCGCCCACGAUUCCUUUCCCCGUCUCGUCCUUCUUCGCCAAGGGCCUGAGUUUCCGAACAGGGGCCGUUGAUCCGAAGCAGUACGCUCCGCAGUUGAUCGACCUCAUCAAUAGCGGCAAAGCCCACCCAAGCUUUGUGAUCAGCGCAGUCAUUGGCAUCGAGGACGCGCCAGAGUACUACGAACGCUUUAAUGGAAGGAAGGAAACCAAGGUAGCCAUCCGCUUUCCGGAGUAGGACGGCUUGAUUGCACGAGGCUUUCGGUGUGUAUGGAGAGGAAACUGCGGCAGUCUAAGUAAUAAAUACGGAUUCCUCCCCAUAUCCCGGCCCGGAGUCCUGAAAUUUUGUCUCAAUACACCAAAAGCAUACAUGUUGCAACGGCCUGCAGGGCAUUCUCCUGGCGAUCCGGAGGUUCGCUCGAAUCCCGCUUAGACAUUAAUAUGUAUAUCUUCAAGCCUUUUUGUUUGGACCUGGCCGACUUCGCGAGCUGGCAGGCUAGUUCGACGGUGCCGUAUCAAGAUGCUUUGCACCUGACCUCGCCGGCGAGAUGAUGCAGCAGGCAAGCGCGUUUGCAUCCGUACAGAUGUAUCCGACAGUCAAAUCGGGCAGUUGCGACAUUGUGCGCAGAAUGUUUUGAAGAUUGCUGUUGGAGCCAAAGAGCAAGCAGAUAUGAUUUGCUCAAGGGGGAGGAAGUAGAGAAUUAAUGUGGCAGGAUGGAGUCG